AUGGUUUCUGCCCUUGCCACCAUGCGGUAUGCCCCUGGCGUCGCCAUCGCCGUCGCCCCGCUCCUCCUCCUCCUCCUCCUCCUCAUCGCCACGGCCUUCGUCACGACCUCCGCUGGUGAGACAGGCGAGGCCGACGACCCGGACGCCGCGCGCGACGACAACCAGAGGAUCAUCCUGGACUGCACGAUGAGGUGCGUGACCGAGGCGAUGGGCUGCGCCACGAGGUGCGCGGGCGCGCGCCCCGAUGAGGCGCCCGUGUGCGCCGCGGCCUGCGUCCAAAGCGACAUCGGCUGCCUCGCCGGCUGCAGGGCCGCCGCAGCCUGGACGACCUGA
Molecule: messenger RNA, 333 nt
Organism: Miscanthus lutarioriparius
Lineage: Eukaryota; Viridiplantae; Streptophyta; Magnoliopsida; Poales; Poaceae
Source: the annotation of a GenBank genome assembly